GAACUAAAAGAAAAUCAAAACGAGUUACAAACAAACUCGAUGGCUGUUGGCUCAUUUCUUAACGAUAGACCAGCAGUGGCUGUAAUCACUAAAUUAUUAUCUCACGUCACCACACAACGUAACCUACAAACUAUUGAGCAUACAUAAACAGUUAUUAGCCUAAUAAAAAAAAGAAUCUUAACUUCAUUCGACGCGGAAACACAAUCACGUUACCGAAAACAGUUCUGUGAUCCAAGGACAAUCCACUAAAAUUUUCAGUGGCUAACACAAAACAGGAAUUUCGUGAAUAUUCAUGUAAGCUCCGCCCAGUGUCACCGAAAAUCUCAGACACCGAAUAUUUCAUAACAACGUUUCCCUUUCAACAAACCUGCUGGGUAGACGUCACAAAGCCUAAUUAAUAUUAAUGGUGUUUGAUCACGUGACGGAUCUCCCACCUGUCAUUACAGGACUCAAACACAGGCGCAUGGUGUCUACAUGAAUUUCUGCCAGCAUGAUUGUUAAAUUCUGUUUUUACUAGUUUAGUUAUUCUAAAAUGACUCACACAUUACUUUAACAGGAGAUCAGUGGCACUGCGUCUCUUGAUUUUGUUGUUCUAUUAUGGGUGCUGUGCUGAGGACCCUGAGUAGUUGGGUUUCUUGCCUUUGCGACUGUGCAGCAUGUCUAAGGUGCCGAUGCUGCCCACAGAUCAAGAACUCCAUCAUAACUCGAAUCAUGUAUGCCUUCAUCCUUCUGCUUGGCACCAUCAUUGCCUGUGUGAUGUUGUCUCCUGGUGUUGAACAACAACUUAAAAGAAUCCCUGGUUUUUGUAAUGGAGGAGCAGGCUCCAGUAUACCAGGAUUGAAGGCCAAUGUUCAAUGUGAGAGUUUUGUUGGUUAUAAGGCUGUGUACCGGGUUUGCUGUGGCAUGAGUUUGUUCUUUCUCACCUUCUCUCUGCUCAUGAUCAAUGUGAAGAACAGCCGAGAUCCCAGAGCUGCAAUCCACAAUGGGUUCUGGUUUUUCAAGAUUGCAGUCAUGAUUGCCGUCACUGUUGGUGCCUUUUAUAUUCCAGACAAGCCUUUUACCCGAAUGUGGUUUAUUGUGGGAACCUGCGGAGCGUUUUGCUUUAUUCUGAUACAACUGGUUUUGCUUAUUGACUUCGCCCACUCGUGGAAUGAGUCCUGGGUUGAUAAAAUGGAAAAAGAAAACACAAAUAGGUGGUAUAUAGCCUUGCUGUCGGUAACAGGACUGAACUAUAGUCUGUCCUUCACGGCUGCUGUUCUCUGCUAUAACAUCUACGCUCAGCCUGAGGGAUGCAUGCUCAACAAGUUCUUCAUCAGCUUCAAUAUGUCGAUAUGCGUCAUAGCUUCAGCUCUUUCUGUACUGCCCAAAAUUCAGGAUUACCAGCCCAGAUCUGGUCUUCUCCAGUCAUCCAUUAUGACUUUGUACACCAUGUAUCUUACCUGGUCAGCCAUGACCAAUGAACCAGACCGCACAUGCAACCCGAAUCUGCUCAGCAUCUUCCAGCAGAUCACAUCCUCCACAGUCGCCCCACUGGAGAUUGAGAACCAGACUGCCAUCAUCAUCGUCGACAUAGAGGAAACCGUCCCAUCGGCCCCAUACUUGCAGUGGUGGGACGCUCAAAGCAUCGUUGGACUGGCCAUUUUUGUUCUCUGCAUUUUGUAUUCAAGUAUACGCUCUUCCAAUACAAGUCAAGUUAAUAAACUAACCUUAGCUGCCAAAGACACCACCAUCGUGGAUGAUAGCUGCACAGGAAGUGCUGAGAUGGCAGAAGAGCCUUCGACACCACUACAUGUGGAGGACAACGAAAGAGACACUGGUUCAGUACAGCUACGCUUUCUUUCACUUCAUGCUGCUCCUGGCAUCCCUUUAUAUCAUGAUGACCCUCACCAGCUGGUACAGGUGUGUGUGGCGGUAGUGCAGCAAGAUUUCCCAGUCAUCACUAAAGUACUCUGAAGAAUUCUUUAACAGUUGGAGUAGAAAAGUAGAAACAUACACAUAAUAGCAGGCACUGAUCAGGGAUAACAUUAUGAGCACUGACAGGUGAAGUGAAUAACACUGAUUAUCUCUUCAUCUCGGCACCUGUUAGUGGGUGGAUAUAUUAGGCA
Megalobrama amblycephala (Wuchang bream) is the source of this 2105-nucleotide messenger RNA. It is a transcript of the gene serinc3, whose product is annotated as serine incorporator 1. The record is from RefSeq and is a predicted model, not a curated record. Gene Ontology annotation, cellular component: membrane. Lineage: Eukaryota; Metazoa; Chordata; Actinopteri; Cypriniformes; Xenocyprididae.